CAGUUGUGAGCCACAAAAAUGGAAGGCGAAACAAAAGCAAGAAGGGGUCACUGUGUAGUGUUGGCAUAUCCAGCUCAAGGUCACAUAAACCCUAUGCUUGAGUUCUCUAAGCGUCUUCAACUUGAAGGAGUUACUGUAACCCUUGUCUGUACUAUCUCCUACUGCAACAAGUUUCACAAACUUCCCGGUUUCAAUAUUGCCUUCGAGACCAUCUCCGAUGGCUUUGACGACGGCGGGUUCGACGAAGCAGGGAGGCAGAACGUCAACUAUUACGAACGGUUUCGUGAAGUAGGGACACAGACUCUUAUUGAGCUCGUUGAGAAACUUAACAGAACAGGGAAACCUGUUGACUGUAUCGUUUAUGAUUCAUUCUUGCCUUGGGUUCUUGAGGUUUCGAGGAAAUUAGGAUUACUUGGGGUGAGUUUUCUGACGCAGAAUAUUGGUGUGGAUAGUAUAUACCACCAUGUGAACAAGGGAAAGCUGAAAUUUCCAUUGGUGAGAGAUGAAAAUAUUUCUCUUCCUGGAUUGCCAACUUUUGAGCCUCGGGAUUUGCCUACUUUCUUGUACGAAUGUGAACCGGGAGAUCCAGUUCUGGAUUUGGUGGUGGGUCAGUUCUCCAACAUUGAGCAAGCUGAUUACAUUCUCUGCAAUUCCUUCUACGAGCUUGAAAUUGAGGUUGCAGCUUGUAUGAGAAAGAUUUGGCCAAACUUGAGGACCAUUGGACCGACCAUGCCCUACGAGUUCUUGAACAGUAACAUUAAAGCACUUGAAGAUGAAGAAGAUCAUGGAUUUGCCAAGUUUAAGAGUGAAGAAUGCAGCAAAUGGUUAGAGGAUCAACCAAAACAAUCAGUUGUUUAUGUGUCAUUAGGAACAAUGGUACCUCUCACGGAAGAGCAAAUGGGAGAACUAGCAUGGGGUUUAGCGGAUAGUGGGAUCACAUUUUUGUGGGUAGUGAGAAAAUCUGAAGAAGCUAAGCUUCCUAAGAAUUUUCCCAGAAAAUCACAGAAAAGUUUGGUGGUUUCAUGGUGUCACCAACUCAAAGUCCUCUCACAUGAAGCUAUAGGAUGCUUUGUUACACACUGUGGUUGGAAUUCAACGUUGGAAGCUUUGAGUUUAGGAGUUCCGAUGGUGCUUAUGCCACUUUGGAGUGAUCAAAGAACAAAUGCAAAGAUUAUUAAGGAAGUUUGGAAAAUAGGAGUGAGGGUUCAAGUUGAUGAGAAAGGGAUUGUGAGAAGAGAAGCAUUGAAGAAAAGCAUUUGGGAAAUCAUGAAAGGUAAAGAAGAAGGAGCAAGUGACGUGAAAAAGAAUGCCGUGAAAUGGAAGAAUUUAGCUGCAAAAGCUGUUAGCAAGGGUGGAAGUUCUUGGAACAACAUUCAAGAAUUUAUGGAUAGCUUUUCCCAUUCAGAAGUUAAUUAAAUCAGUUCCUAUGUUGCCACGCGUAUUUAAGGAUGUUUUAGUAGCGUUCUUAAUUAAUGUCUUGUAAUAAAUGGAAUGAAUGCUACGAAGGAAAUGGUAAAUAU
Molecule: messenger RNA, 1520 nt
Organism: Neltuma alba
Lineage: Eukaryota; Viridiplantae; Streptophyta; Magnoliopsida; Fabales; Fabaceae
Product: UDP-glycosyltransferase 74G1-like
Exons: 2
Coding region: 19-1416 (465 amino acids)
Molecular function (GO): quercetin 7-O-glucosyltransferase activity; quercetin 3-O-glucosyltransferase activity
Source: RefSeq, a predicted model, not a curated record